Molecule: messenger RNA, 3471 nt
Organism: Neurospora tetrasperma FGSC 2508
Lineage: Eukaryota; Fungi; Ascomycota; Sordariomycetes; Sordariales; Sordariaceae
Product: DNA polymerase gamma
Exons: 2
Biological process (GO): mitochondrial DNA replication
Cellular component (GO): mitochondrion; gamma DNA polymerase complex
Molecular function (GO): 3'-5' exonuclease activity; DNA-directed DNA polymerase activity; DNA binding
Source: RefSeq, a predicted model, not a curated record
AUGCUGACCCCCGUCCGAUGCCGGACGGUACCAAAUGCGACUGUUGCGACCGCCGCCCGACUCCUCCGUCGAGCCAACCUCUUUUCCCGAUAUCCUCGACAGCUAGGACACCUACGAUGGGACUCGACCAUCGCCCAAGUGCUCGAGCGCAAGGGCCUCGGCAUCCCCUCCACAGCGCGCCAUAACGAGAUCGGUGUCCAGCAACUGAGCGAGCACCUCUACAAGCAGCUUUUCCCCCGCGGAAACACCGACCCUCCUGCUCCCGAACUCAUCGAGCUGGCCAAGGACCACCUUGCCCGCCACGACUUGCUGGGCAAGACCACCGAUAAGACUCCUCCUAUCGCCUUUCAACUACCUGCCUUGGUGGGCGAUACCCUCGACGAACACUUCCACAAGCUGGGCGUCGACGCCGCCGAACCCUUCCUUACCCAUGCCAAGCAGUUCGCAGACGCCCAUUUACCCCCCAAGCCGACGAGUUGGGUACGGAGGAGUGGCUGGACAAAAUACAACCGCGAUGGCACGACCGAGAACGACGUCCUGCCCCAGGGCAACAUGAUGUGCUUCGAUGUGGAGGUCAUGUAUAAGGAUAACCCCUAUGCUGUCAUGGCAUGUGCUGGUACUCCGGAUGCCUGGUAUGCUUGGCUGUCGCCGUGGCUGCUUGGAGAGACGGAAAACAAAGCACACUUGGUACCAAUGGGCGAUCCAACCGUUGACAGAAUCAUCGUGGGUCACAACAUUGGCUACGACCGUGCCAAGAUACUGGAGGAAUACGACCUGAAGCAGACGAGGAACUUCUUUCUUGACACCAUGUCUCUGCAUGUUGCUGUGAACGGAAUGUGCUCCCAACAACGACCGACGUGGAUGAAACACAAGAAAGCCAGAGAACUACGGGAGAAGGCAGAGCAUGAAAGUGCCAGUGUAGAACUGCAAGAAGUCUUGCAGGGCGGUUCCCUCACGGCCGAGGAGGCCGACCUCUGGGUCGACAAAAGCUCCAUCAACUCGCUAAGAGACGUGGCCCAGUUCCACCUCAACGUUAAGAUCGACAAGGAUAUCAGGGAUGUCUUUGCGGAAACAGAUCGAAAUGUGAUUCUGAACCAGCUGGACGAUCUCCUGACUUACUGUGCGGCAGAUGUUCAAGUCACCCACCAGGUUUACCAGGUCGUCUUCCCUAACUUUCUCGGAGUCUGUCCUCAUCCCGUCAGCUUUGCCGCUUUACGCCACCUCGCCUCCGUCAUUCUGCCCGUCAACAAGACUUGGGAUACUUAUAUCGAGACAGCUGAGGCAACUUACCUGCAAAUGUUACACGGCGUUCAGGAGCGCCUUUUCACUCUGAUGGAGAGGACGCUGGAUUAUAAGGCCGACCCUGAAAAAUAUCUUUCUGAUCCUUGGUUGAGCCAACUAGAUUGGUCAGGACAGGAGAUCAAGAUGGCCAAGCCCAAGAAAAAGGGCGACGUGGAACGGCCAGCCCUGAAUCAGAAACUGCCAGGCUAUCCCCAAUGGUACAAGGAUCUGUUUAUAAAGGCUCGACAUGAUUUCAUCAAUCUCACCGUCCGUUCACGGAUAGCCCCGUUGCUCCUCAAAUUAUCAUGGGAAGGCUACCCCUUAUUCUGGUCCGAUCAAUUUGGCUGGACGUUCCAGGUCCCACGAGAAAAAGCAGAGACCUUUAUUCAGCGACAGAUGACACCUGUUCAAUUUGAGGACCCAGAUGUCGAUGAUCGACUUAGGAUGGAUUUUGAUCACAAGUACUUCAAACUUCCUCACAAAGAUGGCCCGAACGCUAGAUGUGUCAACCCAAUGGCCAAGGGUUAUCUUCCCUACUUUGAAAAGGGCAUCCUUUCUUCCGAGUACCCCUACGCAAAGGAAGCCCUGGAAAUGAAUGCUUCUUGUUCAUACUGGAUCAGUGCUCGAGAGAGAAUCAAGAACCAGAUGGUUGUCUAUGAAGAUCAACUUCCUCCGUCUCAGAGAUUUGUCAACAAGGAUGCAGACAGCAACACCCCUAUUGGCGGCUUUGUUCUUCCCCAGGUCAUUCCUAUGGGUACCAUUACUCGUCGUGCGGUCGAGAGAACAUGGUUGACGGCAUCCAAUGCCAAGAAGAACCGUGUUGGAUCAGAGCUCAAAGCCAUGGUUCGCGCACCACCAGGUUAUGUCUUUGUCGGUGCCGAUGUUGACUCGGAAGAACUUUGGAUUGCCUCUGUUGUUGGAGACGCCACUUUCAAACUGCAUGGUGGUAAUGCCAUCGGCUUCAUGACCCUUGAGGGUACCAAAUCCCAGGGCACUGAUCUCCACAGUCGGACGGCUUCCAUUCUGGGCAUCACCCGUAAUGACGCAAAAGUGUUUAACUAUGGCCGUAUCUACGGCGCCGGUCUUAAGUUCGCAUCUCAGCUUCUCCGGCAGUUCAACCCUAGCUUGACCGAGGCGGAAACGACUGCCAUCGCGACAAAGCUCUACGAUGCCACCAAAGGUGCUAAAACUAACCGCAAGAGCCUUUACAAGCGGUCCUUCUGGCGAGGCGGUACCGAGUCCUUCGUGUUUAACAUGCUUGAAGAGUUUGCCGAGCAAGAGCGUCCUCGUACCCCCGUUCUCGGUGCGGGCAUCACAGAGGCCCUCAUGAGCCGAUGGGUCAGCAAAGGCGGGUUCCUGACUUCGCGUAUCAACUGGGCCAUCCAAUCCAGUGGUGUCGAUUACCUUCACUUGCUCAUCAUCGCUAUGGACUAUCUCACUCGCCGCUUCAACCUCGCCUGCCGGUUGGCCAUCACUGUGCACGACGAAAUCCGCUAUCUUGCCGAGGAACAUGACAAAUACCGGGUAGCCAUGGCACUGCAGAUUGCCAACCUGUGGACUCGUGUCAUGUUCGCGCAGCAAGUCGGCAUUCAAGAUCUUCCGCAGUCCUGCGCCUUCUUCAGCGCUGUGGACAUUGACCACGUGCUUCGGAAGGAGGUCGACAUGGAUUGUAUCACGCCUAGUAACCCGAUACCCAUUGCGCACGGCGAGAGCAUCGAUAUCUUCCAGAUCCUGGAGAAGGGAGACGAAGCAAAGCUGGAUGAGAGCAUUGUCCCUGAGUCUCAAUAUGCGCCUCGCCUGGAGGACAUUCCGUAUACGCCUCGUGUGCCUGUGAUGCAGAGGCUCCGCGAGAGGGCCGAGGCCGGCGAUCACCAAGCCUUCCUUCGGUUCAUACGAGCACAGAUUACCAAUUCCGAUGAGGAGCUGAAGAGGAUCAUCGCAGAGACGAGGUAUAGUGACCCAUAUGGUGCCUAUUCCCUGGCUUCGACUGGAAGAGUAUCAGGCAACCCACAUCAGCGGCAUGCCGCUGUACAUGCUUUGACAAAGACGGCUGCGGCUCCUUCAAAACCUUCCAUCGCAAGCCGUUUAGAUUCUGUCUCAGGCGCAAAAAAGACGGCUGCGGCUUCUUCCAAAGCUUCCAUCGCAAGUCGUUUUGAUUCCGUCUCGCAGGCAUCGAGGAUCAAGUCCGUC